Molecule: messenger RNA, 3012 nt
Organism: Sphaeramia orbicularis (orbiculate cardinalfish)
Lineage: Eukaryota; Metazoa; Chordata; Actinopteri; Kurtiformes; Apogonidae
Gene: wdpcp
Product: WD repeat containing planar cell polarity effector
Exons: 18
Coding region: 508-2604 (698 amino acids)
Biological process (GO): nervous system development; establishment of protein localization; cilium organization
Cellular component (GO): axonemal basal plate
Molecular function (GO): protein binding
Source: RefSeq, a predicted model, not a curated record
CCAACCGAGAAAUAUGUAGCCGUAGAGCAAAGUGGCUGGUAAACAGGCUAUCACGGAGAAGCUAGCUGUUAGCAACAUGUUAGCCCAGCCAUUGAAGACGCUAAUCGUAGUUGCUAAGCGACCUAUAUUCAGCAGCAGCAGAGCCGACUAGCAUAGGGAGAGCUGUUGUGUGUUCUGUUACUUUAGCUUAGCGUUACCUGUAGAGAUAGGAACAGGUGGAUAGAACACGUGUAAUCAGACAUUGUUAUCUCAGUACAACUCAACGUAAGCUUAUCGAACAAAACAGGCGACAUAUUAAUGCUUUAAGUGAAGGGGUUAAGUUUGGACAUUGCUAACUACUUCGGCUGAAUAGCGACUGAUGUUUUAAACUAAGUUAUCCUUGAAGUGAGCGUGAAACAGAUCAUACGGGCUGGCGACUGAAUAUUAGCAUCUAAUGCCACUGUGAAACAGCGAGGACUAAUCAACAGAACCGAGGCAAUAAAGACUCGGGUUACACUCCUUCGUCAGAUGGCGUUCUGCCUGGCUGAGCUGCACUUGUGGUCCACCAAGAGCUCAUUGCAAGUCAAAGAUACAGAUAUUGGCACCUAUCAGUACUACGAUAAAGGAGAGCCAGCCAAUCCUUUAGACUAUCACUAUUACAAUGACAAACUCCAUUUCUGUGAAGCUCGAGGCUAUUCGUGGAACCCCAGGAACCGCCGACCGGAGAAGCUACGUGAUUCGUUGAAGGAGUUAGAGGAGCUGUUGCUGACCAACACCUGCGUUCACACCAGAUGGAGAAACAAGCAUUGUUGCCAGCUUAUGCUGAGCAGUGGCAUAAUGGUGACCCUGACACUGAAGGGACCUCAACUGGAACAAGUUUGUGUAGACCGCACAUUAGUGGGCCGACUACCAGCAAACACUGUGACUGAUGCGGUGCUCGGUGAUGGGCUGAUUCUGCUGACCUUCCUGGAGCAGAGCCAGGUGUGUGCAGUUUAUGUCAACAAGAAGAACCCGAACUCCGCAGAGAGCGGCAGACGAACGGACAAACUGUCGUCCUCUGAAAUCAAGAUUGUGUGUGUGGAGGUGAGUGGACGGGGACGGAGGCUCCAAAGACAUGUGGGUCUCAACCAUCUCCAAGAUGUCGCAUUGUGUUGGUGGAACCUGGAUGAGCCCGGUGAGGACCUGUGGCCCUGGACUCCAGCAGACACACACAGGAACAACCUGGUCCUGCUGGGCUGCUCAGCCACCGAUGGCCUCAAGAUUCUUAACACCAUCCGGACAGAGGGCAAUCCUCUGGACUGUAAAUUCAGUCUUCUCCAGCCAUACCAGCUCCUGUCCGUGGAACUGCCCAUCAGACCCCAGGGGCCCACAGAAGGGUCCUGGGCUGACACCUGUGUGUAUGAAUGUGCACGUGGACGCCUGCACCGCCUCUCUGUCACCCGGAUCCCUCUGCCCUCCCAACCUGUCUCUUGCUCACGUCACCCCUCAGAGACCACACUUCUCCUGGGCUUGAAGGACUCCUCUCUGAUCCUGUAUGACCAGCGACGGGGGGUCUCUCUCCUAGCCUCCUGCCCUGUGCCACCUACCCUCCUCUCCUGGCACCCAUCUGGGGCAGUUGUGAUGGUGGGAGGAGGACAAGAGGAGCUGAUGUGCUUUGAUAUAGGCUUGGCUCCUCUAAGCAUGGCAUUGGUCGCUGAAGAGGUGGCUUCAGCUGCCACCCUACGGCUAGCUCAGCACCUGCGCUGCUCUGGGGGGCUGGAGGGGCUGCAGUGGGGGUCAGGCCUGGAUGGAGGCCCGGAGGGCACAGAUUUACUGAUGCUGGCCUUCCAUGGAGGACCACUUGCUGCUUUGAGAUUCAGAUUGGGUACACUGUCUGGAGGACUAAUGGGUCCAGAGGAACUGCUGCAGCAGAGGCUGCGCUGUGGUCAGGUCAGGGAGGCACUGGGCAUCCUGGAGGCCAUGGACUUUAACACCAUUGGAGACGAGUGUUACAGAGGUUUGACCUCUGUCGUCAGCUACCUGCUGAAGCUGGAGCUGAAUGCUGAGAGAGAAGCCCAACUGGAGGCAGCCUUAGGUGUGUUUUAUGCCCCGCCUGCUCCUAUGUCUGAUACAGUGAUUUUAGAAUACAAAGAUCCAAUAAGCAACUACGCCCGACGCUUUUUCCACCACCUCCUCAGGCACCAGCGCUUUGAGAAGGCCUUCCUCCUUGCUGUCGAUUUAGAUGACAGAGACUUAUUUAUGGACCUCCAUUAUGUUGCCAGCGAUAAGGAUGAGUUGGUGCUAGCAGAUGUGGCCAAGAGGAAAGCUAAUGAAAUCGAGGCCCAAGCCAACGCAGGCAGUGAUUUCCUGCGAGGACCUAAUGGCGAGUGCACUUCCAGCCUCGGGGACAGACAGACAGAGAGGAACCAAAGUGCAACAGGACCUUCAUAUUCAAACAUUCCCACAACAAAUUCUGGGCCAAGAGCCAGUCAGAGGAGACCACAGCCUGAAAACAUUCGUGUGACCGUCAACACAGACGCCUUCAGGUCAUUGAGACACACAGGCGGUGGUGAUGGCAGCAGGGGUGUGGAAAAUGAAAAUGAAGACCCUGGGAUGCUUCAUGUGGUGCAUUUGGGAACGGUUUGACGACACACACUCAUUAAAACAGACUUCCAUGUACUAAUACUAAUUUCUAAUCGUGGUACAGAACAGAGGAUGCCUGUAGAGUAACUAUUUUUGUAAGUUAAUUUGUACAAUUGUGAUAAAGUUUGUACAGUACAGACUCAAAAACAGUGUUUGUUUCAUAUACAGAAAAACAUUUUUAUUUUUUUUAAAUACCUGUCACUUUAUUUAUACCAUUCCUAACAACCCAAAAACAUGGCUUGGUUGUGAAUAAUUCAGGUUAUUUGCUGUCUAAGUAAAGUCUGAACCAAAUGAAAACAUUUACACCAGGUUUUGCCUUUAAAAACAUGACAGAAAAUGUUUAAAACCUUGCCAUUAAUAAGACUGAAAAAAUAAAGACUUCUAUUAUACUUCCAUCACUGCUGAUAUUGA